AACACAUUAAGCCUUUUGGGUUUCUUGCGACAACAGGAGCACUGCAGUAUCGCCGAUCUUGUGAAUCUCUGCGUCGUCAUUUUAGAGUUGAUCAAUCCCUUGCAUACUCUUUAUCCAGUUCUUCAUCGGCAUCCAUCUAUCUGAUUCUGGUUUGUGGUGUAAUCAUGUUUUUGACAAGGGUUUUCGGAAGGAGGCUGUUUUCAACAGCAAGAUCAGAGGCUUCUGCAGCUGGGGCUGCUGGUACAGUGAGGACCGCGCAUAACCCGCUUGAGGAGUUCUUUGAGGCAGAUAGGAAUCCAGAGGAGGAAAAACCUGUUGUCUAUGGACGUAGUUGGAAGGCUUCAGAACUGCGUCUCAAGUCAUGGGAUGAUCUGCAUAAGUUAUGGUACGUCCUGCUUAAGGAAAAGAACAUGCUCAUGACUCAGCGCCAGAUGCUUCAUGCUCAAAACUUAAGGUUCCCUAAUCCAGAACGCCUACCUAAGACUUCUGGUCAAUGUGCAGGUUAGAAAAUCAAUGUGUAGAAUCAAGCAUGUACUGACUGAAAGAGCAAUUGAAGAUCCAGAUCCUCGGAGAACUGCUGAAAUGAAGCGAAUGAUAAACGCUCUGUGAUGCUUGUAAGGUUUGUUCUUGUUUAGACUUUUAGCGUGUAUUAAUAAACUGCAUUGGUAAUCAUUUAUGUCGUCGUGAAAUGGGAACCGUUUGUUUUUAUCGGUCUAUGCAAUAGUUUAUUGUCCUUUUUUCAUGGAA
This is a messenger RNA of Helianthus annuus (common sunflower), 747 nucleotides long. Its product is annotated as 39S ribosomal protein L47, mitochondrial. Gene Ontology annotation, biological process: mitochondrial translation. Gene Ontology annotation, cellular component: mitochondrial ribosome; mitochondrial large ribosomal subunit. The coding region runs from base 165 to 506 and encodes 113 amino acids. NCBI's taxonomy places the organism in Eukaryota, Viridiplantae, Streptophyta, Magnoliopsida, Asterales, Asteraceae. The transcript has 4 exons. Gene Ontology annotation, molecular function: structural constituent of ribosome. The record is from RefSeq and is a predicted model, not a curated record.